Andrographis paniculata is the source of this 681-nucleotide messenger RNA. RefSeq lists its product as uncharacterized. The transcript is spliced from 3 exons. The record is from RefSeq and is a predicted model, not a curated record. Bases 320 to 610 code for a protein of 96 amino acids. NCBI's taxonomy places the organism in Eukaryota, Viridiplantae, Streptophyta, Magnoliopsida, Lamiales, Acanthaceae.
GGACUCGGCCCACCUCGGCCCAGGAUAUUGCUUCGGGUUACACCCGUAUUGAUUCUGAAGGUCAGUAUUGUUGACAUCGUCUGCGAAAAAUAGCAUCGGCUCGACUUGGUGUUCCGUCAGUGGGUAUUCAAGAGAUUGAGAGGAUUGUGUUACCAGUUUUCGGAUUCACAAGGUCAAGGCCGACAGGAAGCGUUAGAUUGAGGUAGUCUCUUGGAGUGUGAAUUUGUUUUGUGCUUCAACUUUAAUCUGAUAUUCGUACCUUGGUAACCCGAAAUAGGAAGAAAUUAACAACAAGACAUAUAGUUUUUAAGACUCCAGGAUGGCGCUAAGGCGCAUUCUUGGAUUUUCGGAUGGAGAAUUGAUGAGGUCAGAUGGAAAGCCCUGUUCUCGAUUGAUGAGGCAAACGGCUGGCAUUUGUUCUGUGGGAGGAGCAUUGGGUUUUUGGGUCCUUUGCCGUUUGCAUUAUGGUCCGAGAAUUACAACUCCUCGAAGUCUAAGAUGGGCUGCCUGUGGAGCUGUCUCGAUGAGCACAACCACUGCUUUGCUGGUUCGACUAUUUAGUCCCGAAUGUGAACCCCAAAAUAUAGCAGCUUAUGACCAUAAGAAAUAGGGCAAAUAGCUGUCUUUGAUUGUGUUUUUAGAUUUAAAAGUUUUGGAAUAAUAUAUAGACAUUGAAAGUAA